AUGUCCACAAACAGCCCCAACACGUCGACGCUUACGAUCUCGCCGCUCAUAACCAAUAAACGGUCCAAGGACUACUUCCAGACACCACCCAACCUGCUUGGCCAGACCGUCAACCCGCAGCAGAACGCCCAUCACCGGGUAUUUUCGUCCCCCAACGUGUCCAAGUCCGUCAACAGCAAGCUCAGCACGCUGACCAGCAAGGAUGACGACGAGGAGACGCCGCUCACACAGGCCGAUAAGCUGCGGCUGUGGCGCCACGACGCCCUGAUGCAGCACCAUUACAACACAGCCAUCUACAUCGGGGACAAGGUGCUGUCGCUGACGGGCGACCCCAACGACGCCUUCUGGCUCGCCCAGGUGCAUUUUGCCAACGGAAACUACCAGAUCGCACGCAAUUUGCUGUCCGGCCCGCAUUUUGAGGAGUCUGUGAGCUGCAGAUACCUCGCGGGCCUGUGUCUGGUCAAGCUCGAAAAAUACGACGAGGCGCUGGACGUCAUAGGCGAGGUCAACCCGUUCAAGACAGACCACUCGGUGAAGAACCCGGACGGCGGCGUGAAGCUGGAGGCGUCGAUGUGCUAUUUGCGCGGGCUCGCGUACAGCAAGCAGAACAAUUUCGAUAGGGCCAAAGAGUGCUACAAAGAGGCGGUCUUGGUGGACGUGAAGUGUUUUGAGGCGUUCAACGAGCUCAUAAGCAACCAUCUGAUGUCGCCCGACGAGGAGUGGGAGCUCCUGAGCGAGCUGAAUUUCGACGACGCAGACAACAACAACGAGCUCGUGAAGCUGCUCUACACUACGCGGCUCAACAAGUACAAGAACGUCGCCACCUUCGAGGAGGCGGAGCAGCGGCUCAAGGAGGAGUACAGUCUGGGCGAGAAUCUGGAUAUUCUGCUCAGCCGUGCCGACCUGCUGUUCAUUCAGUGCAAGUUCCAGCAGUGUCUCGACCUGUGCGAGCAGAUCAUCAAACACGACGAGCUCAACCUCUCUGUGCUGCCUAAUUAUCUCAGCUGUCUGCACGAGCUUGGAGGAAAAAACAGACUGUUCCUGAUGGCCCACAAGCUGGCGGAAAACUACCCCAAUCACCAUAUCACAUGGCUGGCCAUUGGUAUCUACUACUUUUCGAUCAAGAAGACCAAUGAGGCGCGAGUCUUCUUUUCCAAAGCCUCGAUGAUCAACCCGAACUUUGGGCCGGCGUGGAUCGGCUUUUCGCACACGUUUGCUGCAGAGGGAGAGCACGAACAGGCGAUCAGCGCCUACGCCACCGCGUCGCGUCUGUUCCCGGGCAUCCACCUUCCAAACUUGUUUCUGGGCAUGCAAUAUUUGCAGAUGAACAACCUCACGCUUUCGCAAGAAUACCUCAUGUCGGCGUACUCGAUCUGCCCGACGGACCCGCUGCUGCUCAACGAGCUCGGCGUGCUGCACUACCGGCGCGUGCAGCUGGCCAAGGCCGAGACUUUCUUCCAAAAAGCGCUCGCGGCUGCCAGCACGCUGGACUCGAACGCCAAGGCAUGGUCGUCGAUCCACUGCAACCUUGGUCACGUGUACAGACGGCUGAACAUGCUGGACAAGUCACUCAGCCAUUUCAACAAGGUGCUGCGCAUUUCGCGCAAGGAUGUCAACAUCUACUCUGCGAUUGGGCUGCUGUAUCUCAAGAUGGGCAAGAUCGCCAAGGCGAUCGAGACGCUGCACGUGGCGCUGUCGAUCCAGCCCAACGACCCUAUCGCGCUGGAUUUGCUGAACAAGGCGCUCGAAAGCAAUCUGCACAUCAACAACAAACAGCUGCUGGACGAGCCGCUGCCGCAGAGAUCUGCGUUCCAGACCCCGAUCAACAAGCCGAGCAGAAACCUCAAGUUCAUUGGCGAGGACAACAAGAGAGACCUGGACAUGAUCGCUGAGGACCUGAAGCAGGGCGAGGACUCGAGCGACGACGACGACGCGGUGAUGGAGAUAGAAAGUGAAUGA
Messenger RNA from Ogataea angusta, 1959 nucleotides. RefSeq lists its product as uncharacterized. Gene Ontology annotation, molecular function: protein binding. The transcript has a single exon. Lineage: Eukaryota; Fungi; Ascomycota; Pichiomycetes; Pichiales; Pichiaceae. Gene Ontology annotation, biological process: cell division. The record is from RefSeq and is a predicted model, not a curated record. Bases 1 to 1959 code for a protein of 652 amino acids.